AUGGAAUCAGGAUCGAACUCAAUUCUCGCCACAAAACUCACUUUUCAGCCAAAUCGCGUCACCUGUGUAAAUAAAAAUCAUCACAAAACCAACUUUACUCCCCCGACGACAUUGCAUCAAAUAUUGGAUAAGACCAACACAAAUUUGAAUCAACUAGAAAUACCAAUUUUUCGAACAGAACAAGGACGAUACUUAGCCGAAGCACUCGGCGAUCCACUUAUCAAAGGGCUCACUGAAAUUGCCGAGAAACGUCCAACCGAACCGAUUCUCUACUUGGCGAACUUUCUCCAUAAUUUCGCCAAAAACAACGCCCAACCGGUACCAGUACAACAAUCCCGCCAGGGAACGUCGCAUAGUGUAAGUGGGCUCCUAGGACAACCUACUUCAGGAUACUCGAAUAAUUCAGUUGCACCGAACACCUAUAACCAAAGCAAUGGUCCAGUGGAAGAGACCACAUCAAGUCCUGAGCUAGAUGAUGCCUCGUCAACUACUGAUGAUCGUGAUGAGCAUGGUCAGAGCAUGCUGCACUUUGCAUGCGCUCGACCCCACAGCCGCAACGCUUUGCUCACCCUUAUUGAGGAAUCUGAAGUGAAUAUCACUUACCGUGAUGAAUUAUACCGAACAGCUCGUGACGUCUCACUUCAGGCGAACCAACCUGCAAAUGCCAAACAAAUUGAUCACUAUGUCCUCAGCCUUGCAGCUAAAGGAGACAUAAGUGCCUUUGAAAACAUGGUUUCCGAAGGAUACGACCACAUCUUAGAUAUCACAGAUGACCAUGGUACGAACAUAGUAGAUUUCAGUCGAGCACGCGGUCACGAUAAUUUGGCCGAUUUCUUGGAGACAGUUCAACAAUUCGAGGAAACCAGAGAGGAAUUCCAUCAACAGAUUCGUUUAAAUAACAUGCAACGAGUGAAAGAACUUGUCUCAGUAUCAGACCCUGCUAGGCUGAUACGGACCAAAAAUUAUUAUGGACGAACUGCCCUACACAUUGCCGUCCUUAAAGAAAACGAAGCAUUGGUUGACUACCUCACUGAUCUUUGCCGGAACUCUUUGAAAAUUGGUGACAAUCUCGAACGGACUGCACUACACUAUGCAAUGGGAAUAAAUUCUGUAGAGAAAAUCAGUCGAAUUUUAAUAAGAAAAGGUGCCAAGCGAAUAGUAAAAGACUUAAAAGGACGACAGCCAAGCUAUUAUUUUAUGAACAAAGCAGACAUCCUGCGACUUCAAGAGGAGGAAGACGAAGACCAUGGAAUUGAGUAAAAUCGUAGAAAACAUGUUGAUGGUAAGCAAUCACAUUCAAUAUACAUUAGAGUACGGAAUUAGAUAUCAAGUAAUGUCGUAGAUUAGAGUGGAAUGGAGACACUUUCUACUGUAAAAUUGUUAUCUUGUUUACAUAUUUACUGAAAACAAAGUUGUAGUAAGCGCAACUAGGUUAGAUAUAAAUAAAGAUAAUUUCAAAAAA
Molecule: messenger RNA, 1462 nt
Organism: Hermetia illucens (black soldier fly)
Lineage: Eukaryota; Metazoa; Arthropoda; Insecta; Diptera; Stratiomyidae
Exons: 8
Coding region: 1-1260 (419 amino acids)
Molecular function (GO): protein binding
Source: RefSeq, a predicted model, not a curated record